Mucor mucedo is the source of this 931-nucleotide messenger RNA. RefSeq lists its product as uncharacterized. The record is from RefSeq and is a predicted model, not a curated record. The transcript has a single exon. Bases 102 to 641 code for a protein of 179 amino acids. NCBI's taxonomy places the organism in Eukaryota, Fungi, Mucoromycota, Mucoromycetes, Mucorales, Mucoraceae.
GUCCCGUGCAACCCACGCAAAAUCGAGAUAAUGUGAUUGAGCUGCAUACAUUGGAUGAUAAUAAUAGUGCAGAAGAUCUUGAACCCACAGAUCAAAAUGCCAUGGUAUUACACCCCAUGUACCAACCCGCACAAGUCACACCUCCUGCCAUGGAUCUCUCCCCACCCGCUGAAUUCUUACAAGAGGUUUAUGACGAACCCGAGAUAUUGGAUACGUCAACCCGCGUGGUGACACCCAAGCUAUCGGAAGCCAACACCUUGGUUACUUCAGAGUUCAUCCAAUCAUCACCAUCUCCCCUUCAACCUAUCACCAGCAAUAUCUUUCCCGCCUCCACCAAUGUGAAAGACGUAGAAUCCAAAGACUUUCCCAUGGAGACUAAUUUUCGUAAAUCUACAUCUGUACCCACUGAAUCUGACUUUAAAACCAAAUGCAAGAGAAUGAUCCGUAAUGCCAAAGGAUUAGUCUGUAAACCCACUAGUCCCAAACCAACGGUAAAAAAAAACAAAAAAGACAUAUACGUCUUGCUUUUUUUAUUGUUUGUCAUUAAUAAUCAUUACUCUUUUUAUAGACUGUUAGAGCAGCAGCAGCAGCAGCAGCAGCAGCACCGGCAGCACCGGCAACAGCAGCACCGGCACCAAUAGUAAUAGCAAAAGCGGCAGUAAGUAUGCCAUCACCGCCUGUCAAGCAUGUUACACAAGAUCGUCCUACUUUGAGACCGAUUGACACGAGUUGUAAGUAAAAUGGGGGCAGCCGGGGUGAGGGGAAGAUGUUUUUUUAUUUGUUACUGAACGAAAAAGAAAAUAAUUUAGUUUCACCGUUGUUUAUGAAGAAGGAGGAAGUAUGUAGUACACCGAUUUAUCUUCGACAUCACACAACAAGCCAAGCGCGUGUAGAAGAAAAGGAACCUGCUGUGUAUGCAUCCCCUGUGAAG